Parnassius mnemosyne (clouded apollo) is the source of this 6527-nucleotide messenger RNA. The record is from the annotation of a GenBank genome assembly. NCBI's taxonomy places the organism in Eukaryota, Metazoa, Arthropoda, Insecta, Lepidoptera, Papilionidae.
AUUCCACGGCGAUGUUCGAAGACUGAUGCUCUUGUCGUGGACUCUGUGCAAACGGGACAUUUUAUUCCUUGGGACGGGCUUAGCUUAUUUCACAAAGUUUAUAAUAUACAAAUAAUGUUGUGAUAAAGACAGUCAAUAGUGGUGUUGUGUUAUCGUUAAAAAUUACAGUGAAAUCAUUACAAAGAAAAUAUUGUGAAGUGCAAUUAAGUGAUUUAUUCGUUUUUUGUCAACCACUUCUGGAUGCCAAAGGAUUGUUUUUGAGAGCUUUGUAUUACAUAAGGUCUCGACAAGAAAACAACGGUGCGGUCCUCGCAUUAUGAAAGUGCGCUCCCAUACACGCGUAUGAUCAAGUAGACCGUCAUUUCGAAGCCCGUCCGAUCUAAUUCUGUCAUGGCUAUCCUCGCCGCCGCGCGCGCCUCCCACGACGUCGUGCGGUCCUUCUCCGACCCGCAAGCCGCCCCGACGUCACUGUUCAACCACCUGGUUGUCGACCGGAACACUGGCCGCGUGUACGUCGGCGCCGUCAACAGGAUCUACCAGCUGUCCCCGGAUCUGGAGGUCGCGCAGUCGAUCGUCACCGGGCCCGUCAACGACUCGGCGCUAUGCACCUUCGACUGCCCGCCGAACUUCGUGAAGAAGCCUACGGACAAUGUAAACAAGGCGCUUGUUAUAGAUUACGCCACCAGUCGGCUGAUAACGUGCGGCUCGGUGCUGCAAGGGUUGUGCUCUGUGCGGAAUUUGAAUAACAUUUCUCACGAUGUGCGCGAGGUCCGUGAACCAGUGGUCGCGAAUAACGCUAGUGCUUCGACGGUGGCUUUCAUCGCUCCCGGACCACCCAAUCCACCCAUGACACAGGUCAUGUACGUCGGCGUCACUUUUACGGGCAAUUCCCCCUACCGUUCUGAAGUGCCCACCGUGAGCAGUCGCUCUUUAGAGGAUGAUCGACUCUUCAUGAUAGCCAGAACGGCAGUCACAACAGGCACUAGAAUGUUCGUCAAUUCUUUAUCUAGAGAACGAUACCCUAUAAACUAUGUAUACGGCUUCAGCUCUGAAGGCUUUAGUUAUUUUUUGACGACUCAGCUGCGUGGAGUAGGCUCCGAUACCUAUUACAGUAAAUUGGUUCGUGUAUGCCAUGAUGACGAAAACUAUUACUCCUACACCGAGAUACCGAUGUCAUGUACAGGAGAGGGUGGAGGCAACUUCGGCUACAAUCUUGUCCAGGCGGCUUUUGUAGGAAAAGCAGGCUCUGUGCUUGCUUCUGAACUCGGAAUAACGGCACAACACGACGUUUUAUUCGCUGCUUUUAGCCAAAGCGAAUCUAUAAACACGAAUACGCCGUCCGAUCUGUCGGCGCUUUGUGUUUAUUCCCUCAAAGCUAUCAGGCGGAAAUUUAUGCAAAAUAUUAAGACCUGCUUCAGUGGAAAUGGCUCGCGUGGCCUGGACUUCAUUUCACCGUCUCAUGCUUGUAUUGGUACGAAAUUACAAUCAAUAAGCGAAGACUUCUGCGGUUUGGAUGUCAAUACGCCUUUGGGAGGCGAGCAGCCGGUAGAGGCAGUGCCUGUGGCAAUAUUUAAAAAGAGACUUACUGCGGUAGCGGCGACGGCGACUGGAGACUAUACUGUGGUCUUCGCAGGCACGGCAGAGGGACAUCUUAAGAAGAUAGUUGUCGAAAGUGCCACUUCAGCGUUCGAGUAUGGGGACAUCGUGGUCGACGAGCGCUCCCCAGUGAACAAAGACUUAUUCUUCGAUACUCAAUUGAUGCAUUUAUACGUUAUGACUGAGCGCAAAGUGUCCAAAGUGAAAGUUCAAGAGUGUAGCGUGUACAAAUCUUGUUUAACAUGUCUCGGCGCCAAAGACCCUUACUGUGGUUGGUGUUCCUUAGAGAAUAAGUGUAGCCUCCGAUCGGACUGUCAGGACGCAGCUAAAGAUCCCUUAUAUUGGAUCUCGUAUCGCAGUGGGCGGUGCACAACCAUUACUCAAGUAACACCGAAUCAAUUGCAACGAACGACCGCUAGGACUCUAGAUUUACAUAUAGAAAACUUGCCCACUCUGAACGGGCAGUUCUUAUGCGCAUUUACAGCUUUGGAUCGUACUCUUAUAACAAAUGCUACUAGGAAACCGUAUGGUGUAAAUUGUACAACUCCGCGUACUGACACGUUGCCGCCUAUUCCUGCUGGUCAGCAUCAUUUCACAGCUAAACUGUCCGUGCGGACAACCCAGGGGCCUGAUUUUGUAGCGACUAAUUUCACUUUCUUUGACUGUAACACGUAUAGCUCUUGUACUCAAUGCGUAAGUUCGUUUUUCCCAUGCGAUUGGUGCGUAGACGGUCACCGUUGCACCCACGACACGGCCGAAAACUGUCGAAACGACAUUCUCGUAACUGGUGUCAGUAGAAUCGGUCCCAGCUAUCGCUCCGGUCCCGGUUUUUGUCCAACGAUUAAUUCCACUUCCGACGGUACGAAUGAAAUUCUAGUCCCAUCCGGCGUUAAAAAGGCAAUAAAAGUAAAAGUUCAUAUAAUAGGCCAAUUUAUAGUCCAAACGAGGUUCGUAUGCCAGUUUAAUAUCGAGGGACGAGUAACCCACGUAAAUGCUCAGCUUCUCGCCGAUACAAUUUAUUGUGAACCCGUCGAAUUUACUUAUACAUCGCGCGCUCCGAACAUAACUGCCUCUUUUGCUGUAAUAUGGGGAGGAUCUAAGCCGUUAGAUAAUCCGGAUAACACACACAUACUAAUAUACCGUUGUAGCGAUAUGGCAGAUAACUGUGGGAUUUGUUUGGCUUUACCCGAAAAAUUCGGGUGCGGCUGGUGUCAAGGUUCGGAUCGAUGCGAAGUACAGGAACAGUGUGGUGCCCCCAGCGUAUGGUUGAAUCGAACUCAGACGUGUCCCAACCCAGAAAUCCAUUCUUUUAGACCGCAACUAGGCCCGUGGGACGGUGGCACAAACAUUACUAUCGAAGGAAUAAAUCUGGGUCGCAAUAUAUCCGAUAUCUAUAAUGGCGUCACCAUAGCCGGUAUUAAAUGUCAGCCAAUAGUCGCAUUGUACGUGAAAACGAGGCGUAUCGUUUGCACUGUCGACGGACCGGGCGAGGAGGUCCCGCGAGACGGACCCGUAGUUGUCAGAGUUGCGGACUAUCGUGGAGAAUCGAAACAUCACUAUGCCUUCGUCAAUCCGAAAAUAAAUUCUAUUCAACCCAAAUACGGUCCACAAUCAGGCGGAACUAAAUUGCGUAUCACAGGCGAAUAUUUAAACGCCGGAAACAAUAUUCAGGCUUUUAUCGAUGACUUGCCGUGCGCAAUUCUUUCCGUGUCUCACGAGGAGGCAGUUUGCCGUACGAGUCAUUCUUAUCAACUUAAAAUGGGUACGCUACGGAUGCGUUUCGACACGGGAAUGCGAACAUUGGAACGUGAAAAGUUUGAGUAUAUAGAAGACCCUGUUGUAGUGUCCGUCGAAUCGGGCCCGCCGUUAGCAUCUCAGCGUAAACAACCCAAAGGCAUCCCAUCCGGAGGGAUAAACAUCAAAGUAAUGGGCCGUAACUUCCAUUCCAUUCAGUUCCCGCAAAUAUAUGUUUAUCACGACAACCGGCCAUAUAUUGCUCCUUGCCAUAGAGUCGAGUUUCAAAUUCAGACUCAUCUGAUUUGCGAGUCCCCCGGGAUUGAGAGCGCGGGUCUUAAUCUAGAUCCGGACAGGCCUCUAGAAUUGGAAUACGGUUUCAAUAUGGACGACGUACAAAGCGUGCAAAAUUUGACGAGUAAGACGGGCGACGCGUUCUUACUCUAUCCGGAUCCAAUCUACGAGAAGUUCGAUGAGGAUGUUAAAUAUUAUAAAUCGGAAUAUUUGACUAUCAAUGGGCAGAAUUUGGAUAGGGCUUGUACGGAGAGCGAUGUUGAAGUACGUAUAGGCGAGAGCUGGUGUAACGUUACCUCGUUGUCGAGGCACCAGUUGACUUGUCGGCCGCCGUCGCGUGACGAGUUGCCAGACGGCGUGGAUUCACCGGAGGUCGUCGUGAGGGUUGGUCGUGCCCUCACGUACAAGAUCGGCAAACUAUCUUAUUCCUCUCAGGCCGGCCUCCAGGCGGCCAUCGGGAAGCCAGUAUUAUUCGGUGUUAGUGCCAGCGUAGUAAUACUAAUAUUAGUAUUUGUCAUGUUUCUAGUUAUGUAUAGGAGAAAAUCAACUGAAAAUAUUAGGGUAUUAAAGAACAUGCAGGAGCAAAUGGAUAUUUUAGAAUUAAGGGUAGCGGCCGAAUGCAAGGAAGCGUUCGCCGAACUUCAGACUGAAAUGACCGAUCUGGCGGGAGACGUUACUGGCGGUAUACCGUUCUUGGACUACCGCACCUACGCAAUGAAGAUAUUGUUCCCGAACAUCGACGAUCACGCCGUCCUGCAAUGGGAACGUCCAGAGCUUAUUAGAAAAGAGAAAGGUCUGAAAAUGUUCGGACAGUUAAUUAUGAAUAAAACAUUCCUAUUAUUAUUUAUUCGUACUUUAGAAAGCAAUAGAUAUUUUUCAAUGCGCGAUCGUGUUAAUGUAGCUUCUCUUAUUAUGGUAACUUUACAAAGUAAAAUGGAAUAUUGUACUGAUGUUUUAAAGACGCUACUAGCGGAGUUAAUAGAAAAGUGCAUGGAAGGAAAAAGUCAUCCAAAAUUAUUGUUAAGGCGUACAGAGAGCGUUGCCGAAAAAAUGCUGAGCGCUUGGUUCACUUUCCUUUUGUAUAAAUUCCUACGUGAAUGCGCCGGCGAACCUCUUUUCCUUUUGUUCAGGUCGAUGAAAGGUCAGGUAGAUAAGGGACCGGUGGACGCUAUUACCUCCGAAGCGCGCUAUUCUCUCAGCGAAGAGAAACUAAUUAGGCAGUCGAUAGAUUUCAAACCGAUGUCCGUGAGCGUAUCGAUAUCUCAACAAACGAUCUUCGUGAGCGGCUUAGAGGCGACCACGGAAAACGUCCAAGUUAAAGUUCUCGACUGUGAUACGAUUAGUCAAGUAAAGGAGAAAUGCUUAGACGCUAUUUACCGCGCUACACCGUACUCGCAAAGGCCGAGCCGUGACGAGUUAGACUUGGAGUGGCGCACGGGCGCUUGCGGUCGAUUAAUUUUGUAUGACGAGGACAGCACUACUAAAUGCGAAGGGGAAUGGCGCAAGCUGAACACCCUUAAUCACUACCGCGUACCCGACUGUGCUUGUCUCAGUCUAGUUGCCAAGCAGAGCUCCGUUUAUAAUUUAUCUAACAUGGAGAAAAACGACAAGUCGCACACUUAUGAGACUCUGAAUAGAGGUAAAUACGGCUCGGCUAGCCCACCCGCCAGUCCGCUUAAGUACGAACACGGCGGUGGCUUUAAAUACUGGCAUCUCGUUAGGCAUCACGACGGUGACACACACAAGGAGGGCGAGCGCGGGAAUAAAAUGGUCUCUGAAAUAUAUCUCACGCGUCUCCUCGCCACUAAGGGUACGCUACAGAAGUUUGUCGAUGACUUAUUCGAAACUAUUUUCAGCACAGCGCACCGCGGCUCGGCGCUGCCGCUUGCUAUCAAAUACAUGUUCGACUUCCUCGACGAUCAGGCGCUUCAACACGCGAUAUCGGAUCCGGAAGUAGUUCACACUUGGAAAAGCAAUUCGCUCCCGCUUCGUUUUUGGGUUAAUUUAAUUAAAAAUCCCAAUUUCGUUUUCGACGUUCACAAAUCCAACACGGUGGACUCUUGCUUAUCGGUGAUCGCGCAAACGUUUAUGGACUCUUGCUCUACGUCCGACCACAUCCUCGGGAAGGACUCGCCUUCCUCGAAGCUUCUUUACGCGAAAGAUAUUCCGGUGUACAAAGAGUGGGUGGAGCGGUAUUACGCGGAUAUAAAGUUGAUGCCGGCGAUAUCCGAUCAGGAUAUGAACGCGAUGCUAGCGGAGGAAUCGCGCCUCCACACGAAAGAGUUCAACACGAACUGCGCGCUGAAUGAGCUAUACGCGUAUGCGGUUAAGUACAACGAGCAGUUGAUGGUGACGCUCGAGGAGGACGAGUUCUCGCAGAAGCAGAGGCUCGCGUACCGCCUCGAGCAAGUUCACGGCCUCAUGGCGCACAACUAUGACGUGUGAGCGCCGUCGACGGCUAACUACCCACCGCCCUGUAUAUACUGCCCCCGCACAUAUCUACGCUGGCAACUAUUGUAUAUAUUAGAUAGUGUACAGUCUUAAAUAUUGUAAUUUUUGUAUAAUUUCAGCGGUCCGAUGUCGUUUUUUAAUUUUAUAUAAUGAACUUUGUAUUGUUUUACACGACGAACGCGACCGGCCGCGGUCGUGCCACAGUAUGCAGCAUCGUAAACUAAAAAAUAAAUAAUUGUGUAUGUCUGUCUAUGUGUGCUCGCGUCGUACGAGUUAAUGUUACGUCGAUCGGUGUAAAAUGUGUGUCGCAAACGAAAUCGCAUGUAAGCUCGCCGGCGAGCGUGCCGUCGCUCGCCAACGGGUGAUUUUUAAAUUUGUACUCGCAGUGUUAUUAACGAAAUAACCGACAGUGAACCGGUGAAACGAUUCCAUUAAUAAAUAUCGUCGAAUGU